Molecule: messenger RNA, 3859 nt
Organism: Macadamia integrifolia
Lineage: Eukaryota; Viridiplantae; Streptophyta; Magnoliopsida; Proteales; Proteaceae
Exons: 12
Coding region: 23-3307 (1094 amino acids)
Source: RefSeq, a predicted model, not a curated record
CGCCAAGCGGGUUCUUCCUGUUAUGCAAAACGUUCAACAGCACCGCGGGGUGCUGUCAAGAAUGGCGGAAAAACAACCAGACAACGAUGACGAUGAGGGUUUCGGAGACUUCAAGUUCGUCUCGCCGUCUUCUAAUGGAUCUCUUUAUGUCAAUCAGGACAACGGUGUGGAAGAUGAAUGGGGAGAUUUCAUGGAUAAUUUCUCUCAGAAGCAAGAUUUUUUUGGAAAUCGAUCCCUAUUUCAGCCAUUUAAUGGCUUCACUCAAACUUUGAAUCCUACUAAUCCAUCUCAAGACUUGAAAACUUUCGAUCUUUUUGGUGAUUUCUCGGAUCAUUCGACUAAAGCCACCGAUUCGAAGCUGGAUCAUGUGGAAUGUGAAAGUUAUUCUGUUUCUUCGGUUGCUGAGAAACGGUGGGAGAAGCCUCAAGGUGCUUUGCCUCUUUCCAUUUUUGGUGAGGAAGAGGUAGAAUUAGAAUCUGAAUCGAAUGAUCCAUCUGUCAAUGAUACUCCAGAUCCUUUUCCCGCUAAACAAUCGCCAUCCCCUGUGAAAAAUGAUGUAAAUUUUGGACCAGGUCUUCGUCUUAAUGAUCUUAUCGUGAAUUUGUACAGUGAGGCGGAUCAGAUCAAGAUUGAAAAUGGAUCGAAUUCGAAUUUGGUUGACGAUGGUAGGGGAUUUAAGGAUGCGUUCUCUCAAAACAAAAUUGGAAAUGGAGAAUCACCUGUCAAGGUGAAGUACAGCCAGACAGAUCAGAUCAAGAUUGAAAAUGGAUCGAAUUCGAAUUUGGUUGACGGAUAUGAUAAUAUUGAUGACAAUGGUUGGGAAUUUAACGACGCAUUCUCUCAAAACAAAGUCGGAGAUGGAGAAUCAGCAGUCAAGGUGGAGCUGACAUCUGAUUUAUCAGGAGUUCAAGUGGGAAAAACAACAGGAACAACAAUUGACCAACAAUUUGAGGUCAGUGAUAAAUGGUCCCAAAACCCUCAAGGAACCUUACAUAAAUCAGGCCUUAGAAAUGGUGGCUUAGAUUCUGGAGAUAUUUUUGCCAACUCGGAUUGGUUUUCUCAUAAACCUGCUGGAGUUGAUAAUGGUUUUGGUCUUAGCACUAGUAUGGCUACUCAAAAUGAUUCUAUCUCGGUAUCUUUCAUUCAAGCCAAUCAGAAUGUGAAUGGAAAUGGAUUGAAAUCUAAAUCAGCUGAUGAUAAUUUCUGGGAUUUUAAGGAUGCAUUCUCAGAAUCUGGAGGUGUGAAUUUCUCUUCAGGGAAGAAGGAAGAACAAAAAGUUGCCAGUUUUCUUGAUGCUGACGGGAAAGUGCUUGCAUUUGACGGCAAAGUCCAGGUCAGUGAUAAACAGUCUGAAAACUCUGAAGGAACCUUACAUAAAUCAGGCCUUAGGAAUGGUGGCUUAGAUUCUGGAGAUAUUUUUGCCAAUUCAGAUUGGUUUUCUCAUAAAUCUGCUGGACUUGACAACGGUUUUGGUCUUAGCACUAGUAUGGUAACUCAAAAUGGUUCUAUCUCUGUAUCGUGCACUAAAGACAACCAGAAUGUGAAUGGAAAUGGAUUGAAUUCUAAAUCAGGCGGUGGAAAGAUAGAUGCUGAUGAUAAUUUCUGGGAUUUUAAGGAUGCAUUCUCAGAAUCUGGAGAUGUGAAUUCAUCUUCUGGGAAGAAGGAAGAUCAAAGGGUUGCUGGUUUUCCUGAUUCUGAUGUGAAAGUGCCUGCAUUUGACAGCAAAGUCCAGGGAAAUGGAAAAGGGCAUGGGGAUCAUCAGGAAUCAUCAUCACUGUUAUCUUAUAGCAAUGGGAAACUGGAUGCUGAUGAUUCCUUGUUUGGCAAAGAUGUAUCUUCUCAUAAACCAGCUAACUAUGUGAGAAACAGUACCUAUGAUCAGGGUUUUGGUCCAAAUGUUUCCCUUACUGAUUUCAUAGACACAUUAUACAGUCAGGCCAGGGAGAUCCCAGCUGUUAAUUCUCGGCCAACUGGAGAUGAAUUGAGUUCAGUCCAGGUGGGUGUAAAUUCUGAUUUAAUGAAUGGAGAGGAUGACUUUGAUGAGAACUCCUGGGAAUUUAAAGAUGCCUUCUCAGAAAUCAAAGCUGAUGACGAAUUUAGAUCAAUCCAUGCAGAUGUGAGCUCUGCUAAUUCUACUACUGGAAAACCAACCGAAGCCCAAGUUGGUUUGAAUUCUGAUUUAAUGAAUGGUGAAGAUGAUUUUGAUGAAAGUUCCUGGGAGUUUAAGGAUGCCUCCCCAGAAAUCAAAACUGAAGGGAAAAUUUAUGUAUUCAAUCUUUCGGAUACAGAUAAAAGGUUUCUGAGUGAAUCAAAGCUGAAGAAUUUUGUGGAUUUCUACUCUAGAUUGAAGGAGGAAUCAUACAGAGUUGCUCUUCACCAUCUUGAUUGCCUAAAGGAAGCCCAGAAGGUUGCUGCUCUUUCUGGCAAUGAUGUCAAAGCAAUGGCCCUCUUUGAGGAAAUCCAGGCAGUUUAUAAGAAACUUCACAAAGAGGAAAAGACCUCUGAAGAAACUUAUUCGAAAGACCUUUCGACAAGAAAGAUUUAUGUGAACGAAUUUAUGAAUGAUCCGACAUUCCAAGUGCUUGAGUCAGAAUAUGACUUGUCAAGAAGAAUAUCAUUAGCAGAAAAUGAUUUGAAUUCAGCAAUCGAGCUUUUUGAGCAUGCAAUUCUAAUGCUAAAGAUUCUAUCACUGGGGUCUGUUGAAGAGCAAUCCAGGUAUAUUACCACUUGGUCUAAAAUGAUAUCAGCAUGUGCCCAAGAGUUGAAACAUGGUGCCUUGAUUUGGAAGAAGUCAUUACUACAGACUAUCCACAACAAAAUAUUGUCCCAAGUCCAAGGCCAGCGAUAUUUUCUUGCCCUUGCGGAAAUAUAUAGAGUGGUUGAAGUUCUAAAAGCCUCAACAACACUUUACAAACCUUGGAUAUUGUCAAACCUUAAAGAUCCUUCGGUUAUCUUUGCUCUUUUGGAGGAAUGCAGGAGUGUGUGGUCAGAGUCAGGAUUGGAAGAAGCUGUCCGGAGUAUCCCUGAUCCAGUUAGUGUUGGGUAUGAUGGGACUGUCAUGGCAUUGUUGGAAUCUAUAAAGUCUAUCCAUGAUCUUGAUGUCCUGGCUCUUCAAAACCGAGUUUUUUCCCAGAGAGAAUCAAUUUGUCAACUGUCAGGAUUAUCUCAUGCAGUGGUUCCAGAUAUGAAAGUCGUGGUUUGGGAUGGUGAACACUACUUUCUUAAACUAGCAAACUUGUGGGUAAAUAGGAUAUCUUGUGAUCCUCCAAAGACACCACAUUUGCGCAUCAAUUAUGAUGACUGCUGAAGCUGAAAUUAGUUUCCAUCAUCCCUCGUCAUAUAUUUGAAUCAGAUUGAUUUCCUUUCUAGCAAUCCAUUUUGCAUGGCAGCUAAAUUAUAAGGACAUCAAUUGUGGUGAAAGUAACUACAACAGAGCCCUUCUGAACCUGAAGAUGACACCAAAAGGGAAUGUACUUGAAGCUGCUUCAGUGAAAAGAUGAUAUGGUCGAUCAACUCAAGCUUGGCUUCAUCAAGGUUUUAUAUUGGAUGUUGGGGCUUGGUUUGAUUUGGCAAGGUAGGAAAUUUUACUCCCAUUUUCUUUGGCAUUCUUUGGAAAAAAGUUGUAACAUAGUUUCUGGAUGCAGAAGUGUUUAAUUGUCAGCCGGUAAUUUUUUUAAUGUAAUAGGAUCAUUGAUAGAUGCAGCACACUUGUACACAUUGUACAAUGUAAAAACAAACAGGAAUCCUUGUUCUUUUCCCUCACCCCCCCCCCCCCCCCCCAAAAAAAAAAAGUUUUUGGACUCGUCGAGUCGUAACUAUCCUUGGAAAUAAUGAGAAUGCGAAGCUUGAUUGAUUUGUC